AUGGAAAUGCUCGAAAAAAGCAAAAUAAAAGAAAAACCACAAAUUGUAGGCCUAACAGCUUCAAUGGGUGUAGGAGAUACAAGUUUGGAUAUUAAUGCUUGUUAUCAACAUAUGCUUAAUUUAUGUUCUAAUUUACAUUCGGAAACGAUUAGUACAGUUAGGCAUCAAUUGGAUAAUUUGAAGAGUCAUAUUAUGCCUCCGGUUGAUGUUGUAACACGUGUUAAACGCCCUGCAAAUGACCCAUUCCUCGAUUAUGUCGAACGCGUAAUGUAUAAAAUUGAAAAUGAAAUGAAGCCGCACUUGCCAAAAUUGGCAGAAAUGUGUAAAUUGAAAAAGGAAGAAAUUGAAUUUCCCCUUCAUUCAAACAAUUCUCGUUAUCAAACAGUUGUAGGUACUCUUAAAAAGUCUGCUCAAAGAGUUCAGGAUUCAGAAAUGAGAUUUUUGUUGGUUAGAUCGAUUGAUCAUUUGUCUCAUUACUUCCACUCAAUUUUAAUUAAUGAUUUAUUACCAAGUUCAUAUGCUUUUUAUUAUUUACAAGAAAAAAUGAGCGAUUAUAAGCAAAAUUCUGGUGGUUCCAGCCAUAUUGAUGUAAUUAAUCAAAGAUUACUUGGUUAUUAUCAAGAUUUACAAAGGAAAUUAAUCGAAUGUGUAAGAAACGAAAAACUUCAAAAUAAAGAAAUUCUUAAAAAAUUACAUGAAAUUCUUCAAAAACAAUUCAAAUCUGAUCCAAAUUCUCGUUGUUUAAUUUUUGUUGCUACAAGAAAUUGUGCUUCUAAACUUGCCGAUCAUCUUAAAAAAGUGCCGGAACUUCCAAUUUUUUAUAAUAAAGAGGUGAAAAUUUUUUUUAUAAUUUUUUAAACGUCAAAGACUUGUAAAAAAAUUUUCAAAAAAUUUUUUUGGACCCGGAAAAAUUUUUUAAAGAGUUUCUUUGGCCAUAGAAAUUUUCAAAAAAAUUUUGGAGCGAAUCAAAAGCCUCCAACCGAAUACAACCGUUGGGCGAGACCAUUGAAACUAAUAUUCAGGGACGGUCCCAACUAUUAAAUGGUUUCCGGUCCAAGAAACAAUAGAAACAAUUAAAAGUUCUCUUCGGGAAGGAAGGAUGUGGGUCAAAAUCCUUUACUUCCAUCCCCAACGGGAAACGGCAGCUUUUUAGAAUCGCC
Meloidogyne enterolobii is the source of this 1160-nucleotide messenger RNA. The record is from the annotation of a GenBank genome assembly. Lineage: Eukaryota; Metazoa; Nematoda; Chromadorea; Rhabditida; Meloidogynidae.